UAUUUUUCCAAAGGCAAUAUCAGUUAAGCAAGGUUACAGACACCACUAAGGACUCCAUCGAGCAAACUAUAAAACUAGGUGAGGUCAAACGGCCGCUGGACGCAAUGGAAAAACUACUGAUCCAGCUGGAAGGAGUCAUUCAAGAACCAAUGUCAUCCGGCACUGAAAUCCUCUCUCUCUCCUCUGAGCUGAUCCAGAGAUUAGGUGGUGUCUCGCUAUGCGUCUGUGAUUCCGGUAUAUACCGAUCCCAAGCCGUCACCACCUUACAGGAGGUCUCUUUACUCUCUCGUUGCUACGGGCUGCAAUUUCGGUCGUUCCGAUUAGCUUUAAAUGUACUUCGUCUAUCAGGAGCGUUGCCCAUUUUGGUGAAGAAGAAUUCAUUAAAGUAUACAGCUUUUCCACCUACUGCACCUGGGUUGUAUCAACUUCCCCCACUGUAGUUAUUAGAACAUUCACUGGUAAAUUGUGUUAUUUUUUUCGUUGACAAAUUUUGUGUGUUGCUUUGUUUGCAAGUGGAAUGUGUUGAUAGAUUUUUAUAAUUAUUUUAAAUUAUU
Amphimedon queenslandica is the source of this 554-nucleotide messenger RNA. RefSeq names its product phosphatidylinositol 3,4,5-trisphosphate-dependent Rac exchanger 2 protein-like. Bases 105 to 440 code for a protein of 111 amino acids. The record is from RefSeq and is a predicted model, not a curated record. The transcript is spliced from 2 exons. NCBI's taxonomy places the organism in Eukaryota, Metazoa, Porifera, Demospongiae, Haplosclerida, Niphatidae.